AUGUACGUACAAUCAAUGAUGGAGAAACUCCGACAGUUCGCCAUCGAGUUUGAUGAGAGGAAGGACGUGUUCGAGCCCGGGGAAUUUGUCAAAGGUCACGUGGUCGUUGACCUGGCAAAGAAAAUGAAGAUAAAAGGUUUGUGGCUGCAGUUCCAUGGACGCAGCAAAGUGAGUUUUGACAUCCACGAUGACGACUACACGGCUUCAGAGACAUACUUAAGUCACGAGGUCACGCUAUUCGGCAACGAGCAAGGACAGACUGGAGACGGUCCUGUGACGUCACACGUGCUGCCCGCGGGUCGCCAUGCCUUCCCGUUCCAGGUCCAGCUUCCUGCCGACGGACUGCCGUGCUCGUUCGAAUGGCAACGCUACGGCUAUGUUCGCUACACCAUCAACGCCACCAUCGGCAAGCCAUACCAGUCCACAAAAAAGGUGUUCAAGGUUCUGGAUAAGGGCGAAGAGGAUUCUUGGGAAGGGUUUAGUAGAACCCACCCUCCCAACAUGGUCCGGUGGAACAGAGACGAAGACCCGGACGUAAGCGAGUGCUGUUCGACCACCACCGGGCCGGUGGAGCUCCAGGCCCAGCCGGACCGAACAGUCUACUGCCCCGGGGAGGUGAUCGCCAUCAGGGGGACCGUGGAGAACAACAGUUCCAUCGAUGACGUCAGGCAUGUGGAGGCUAGGCUGGUGCAGGUCGGAACAUUCCAUGGGAAAUAUGUCUCGUGGAGUUCGGUAGAUGUCAAAAACAUUGUCGAGCGAGUUCGACUCCCUAACUCCGCCUGCAAGAGAGGGUCAUUUGCGUUUCAGUCGCCCAGCGACGGUGCCGUUCUGCGGGUCCCUCCGCUGAGCAGCUUCUCCUCACUCCGCUUCUGCAGGAUCAUCGACGUCGGGUAUCGACUGGAUGUUGUGGCCAAAAUGUCCAGUGGUGGUAGUCCGAAGGUAAAGAUUCCCAUCAAGAUAUGCUCCUGCAGGCACCACCCCCACGGCACCGCCCAGCCUUCCUUUGCAACACCCUGUGCGGCCCCACAGGACAGUGCCCAGACCCCCUGUGCAGACCCCCCUGCUUACGCCGACCCCCUUUCACCCUGUGCGACCCCACACGGCAUCGCCCAGCCCCCCUGUACAGACCCCCCUGCUUACGCUGCCCCCCUCCCCAACGUCUCCGGACCUGUAGUCGUCACCCAACCAACAUCCCGGGUCGCUGCUGCACCUGACCUUGACUCUUCACCCUCGUAGAUGGCAAAUGUGUGGGGAGCGCCGCCGGGUCUACAGCUCAGCGCUGCGGAUGUGCAAACUGGAGAACAGACGAAGCACCCUGUAAGUUUGCCCAUAACAUGGCCACAUCAGAACGCACGACUCGGACUACAGACGAUGGGCUUUUUGGACGGCUGAAUUACGACACCACCAGCUCUGGCGUGUUGUGUAGGAUGAUGUCACAUUUCCACAAAGAGGCCCGGCAGGGCAGUUUUUUUGGGGGGGAACGAAAAGUUUGAAUAUAAAAGACAACAAAAACGCAAAACGAACCAAAAAGAAAUCAACAACAUCCCUUGUGCAUUUAUUGUCAUGAACUUUAAUUUUUUCGUUUUCGCAAACAGACCGUCUGGGCCACGGGUAGGAAAUGUGACGUAGGUCAUAAUCUUCGCUUCACCUGUAACGUUAUAUGCAUAAAGUAUAGAUGAGAAUGCAAAUAAGAUUCUUGUACAAAAGGUAAGGCAAUGCAUGAUGAGCCUACAUGAUUUUAAAUGGUUAUCAGUGAUUACUAAAGUAGCGGACGCAUGGUGUCAUGUAAUAUCUAACGAUCUAAUAUUGGAGUCAUUUAAAGAUAAAUCGUCAAAACGUCAUAAAGUUACUUUAGAGCAAUGAGAACAUGUGGUUUUUGAUAAGCUUGAUCAAUAUUAGAAAUCGUGAAUACGGACAGGUGGAAAAUGGGUAGGAAAACGUACAGGUACCGGUGGCGAUACGAGCAAAUAUCUCUUCGGGAGUAGUACUUGUAUUGUAUCAGGGGCUGAAGUGUAGCUUUGCAUGCACCCG
Messenger RNA from Branchiostoma floridae (Florida lancelet), 2031 nucleotides. Its product is annotated as arrestin domain-containing protein 2-like. The record is from RefSeq and is a predicted model, not a curated record. The transcript has 8 exons. Gene Ontology annotation, cellular component: cytoplasm. Gene Ontology annotation, biological process: protein transport. The coding region runs from base 1 to 1236 and encodes 411 amino acids. Lineage: Eukaryota; Metazoa; Chordata; Leptocardii; Amphioxiformes; Branchiostomatidae.